Messenger RNA from Insectozyma verbasci, 1199 nucleotides. The record is from the annotation of a GenBank genome assembly. Lineage: Eukaryota; Fungi; Ascomycota; Pichiomycetes; Serinales; Debaryomycetaceae.
AUGGCUCAAAUUCCAAAAACUCAAAAAGCUGUCAUUUUUGAAACAAAUGGUGGUAAAUUAGAAUAUAAAGAUAUUCCAGUUCCAAAACCAAAACCAAAUGAAUUAUUAAUCCAUGUUAAAUAUUCAGGUGUUUGUCAUACUGAUUUACAUGCUUGGAAAGGUGAUUGGCCUUUAGAUACUAAAUUACCAUUGGUUGGUGGUCAUGAAGGUGCUGGUGAAGUUGUUGCAAUGGGUGAAAAUGUUAAAAAUUGGCAAAUUGGUGAUUUAGCUGGUAUUAAAUGGUUAAAUGGAUCAUGUUUAAGCUGUGAAUUUUGUAUGCAAGGUGGUGAAGCUAAUUGUGCUCAAGCUGAUUUAAGUGGUUAUACUCAUGAUGGUUCUUUUCAACAAUAUGCUACUGCUGAUGCUGUUCAAGCUGCUAAAAUUCCGAAGGGCACUAACUUAGCUGAAGUUGCUCCAAUAUUGUAUGUAUUUACAUUCUUGGUUGGUAUAUUUGCAAUUUGAUUUUUGCACGACCGCUUCCCUUUUGGCUGUAAAAAGAAAAAUAUCAACAGAUUGCAAAAUAUGGCUAACCAAAUGGUUUUUAAGAAUAAAAUACUAACCACGCUUGUUGAUGUGCGGGAAUUACGACAUAUGUGGCAAUAAAGAAUGCAAAAGUUAGACCUGGUGAAUGGAUUUGUAUAUCAGGAUGUUGUGGGGGCUUAGGGGCGUUGGCGGUACAAUUUGCGAAAGCUAUGGGUCUCAGAGUAGUUGGAAUUGAUGGUGGUGAAGGCAAAGAAGCAUUUGCAAAAGAAUUGGGAGUUGAAUCAUUCAUUGAUUUUACAAAAAAUAAGGAUAUUGUUAAAGCAGUCAAAGACGCUACCAAUGGAGGUCCACAUGGUGCAGUUAACGUUUCAGUCUCAGAAGCUGCCAUUAAUCAAUCUUGUGAAUAUGUCAGACCAUUAGGUACUGUCGUUUUAGUUGGUUUACCUGCUCAUUCCAAAGUUUCAACAUCUGUCUUCGAUGCUGUUGUUAAAUCAAUCAGUAUUAGAGGUUCUUACGUUGGUAAUAGAAAAGAUACACAAGAAGCUCUUGAUUUCUUUGCUAGAGGUUUAGUCAAAUGUCCAAUUAAGAUUGUUGGUUUAUCUGAAUUACCUCAGGUCUUCAAAUUGAUGGAAGAAGGUAAAAUCAUGGGUAGAUAUGUUUUAGAUACCUCAAAAUAA